Molecule: messenger RNA, 864 nt
Organism: Enhydra lutris kenyoni (northern sea otter)
Lineage: Eukaryota; Metazoa; Chordata; Mammalia; Carnivora; Mustelidae
Product: family with sequence similarity 170 member B
Exons: 2
Coding region: 1-864 (287 amino acids)
Biological process (GO): fertilization
Cellular component (GO): acrosomal vesicle
Source: RefSeq, a predicted model, not a curated record
AUGAAACGCUAUUUCACGGAGCACAGGGUAGAACAGUCACCCACAGAUGGCACCAGCCUCAGCUUGGCCAGCCCGGAGUCCAUGGAAGAGGGCAUGGAAGUGUGCUGGUCAGGGGCCAUAAAAAGAGAGCAGACAUCUCCACGGCCCGGACCGGCCAUUCCCCAUGAGGAUGACGUCUACUUGGCCAGCAAGGCUCAGGCAAUGCUAAGCUGGAGCAGCUCUCUGUCCUCCCAGUCCUCCUCCGAGUACCAGUCCUACUCCCAGUACCAGUCUUGUUACUCCUGCGCAUAUGACGACGAGGAUGCCGCCCAGCAGAGCGUGUGCGCCUUCUACACCCACGUGCAGACCGUGCAGGGCGUGGCCGUGGCCUGGGAGACCGAGACGGGCUUCGAACCGGUCAGCAGGAAGCCCCGCAUCCAUGAAGCUGAGUUCAUCAAGAGGCAGAGGAGGAAAGGCUCCUCCUUCGAGAUGGCUUCCAACACCGACCUGCACUGGGAACUGGAAGCCAGCAAGAACGACUGCUGCCCAGAGGAGGAUGACUCGGAGCUGCUGGGGUCCCUCGAGUGCUGCCUGCAGGAGCUGCGGGACACCCCGGACUGGCUGGUCACCACGAACUAUGGGCUGCGCUGCGUGGCCUGCUGUCGGGUCUUCCCCACGUUGGAGGCUCUGCUCAAGCAUGCCCAGUAUGGCAUCCAGGAGGGCUUCAGCUGCCAGAUCUUUUUCGAGGAGAUGCUGGAGAGAAGGCGGGCCCGGGGCCAAGUUCAGGAGCAACAGCUGGAGGAGGAGGAACAGAGCCCUUCGGAAGGCAGUGAAUGUUCCAGGCCGCAUGCCAGGGUGCUUCCCUCGCGGCAGCAGAAGCAGUGA